GUGCUCGCUGUAAAAAUCAAAAUAAAGCAGACGGAAAUGGCUAACGAAGUGGGAGAUUUGAUUGUAAAAUGGAGCGGCCAGGAGUAUUGUAUUGUUGGUUUAUUAGAAUCAGACACAAUUUCAGACUUAAAAGCAGCUAUUUACAAGCAGACCAAUGUUUUACCUGAACGACAGAAAUUGUUAGGCCUGAAAGUAAAAGGUAAAUUACCAGAUAAAGAAAUACAGUUAUCAAGUUUACAACUGAAACCUAAAACAAAACUUAUGAUGAUGGGAACAAGAGAAGAAGAAUUGGCCAAAGUAGCUGAACCACCAGAAGAUAUGCCAGAAGUUGUCAAUGAUUUUGAUAUUGAGGAAGAUGAAAUAGCCAUAGAAAACAGAGAAGAGUUUCUAGCUAAGAUUGAGAAAAGAAUCAAAGAUUAUGAAAUCAAAAUAUUAAAUGAACCAAGAGAAGGGAAGAAAUUAUUAGUAUUAGAUAUUGAUUAUACUUUAUUUGAUCACAGAUCUGUAGCUGAAACACCUAAUGAAUUAAUGAGACCGUAUCUACAUGAGUUUUUAACCACAGCUUAUCAAUAUUAUGAUAUAGUCAUAUGGUCUGCUACUGGUAUGAAGUGGAUUGAAACUAAGAUGAAUGGUUUAGGUGUCAGUAAACACAGUGAUUAUAAAAUCGCCUUUUAUUUAGAUAGUGAUGCUAUGAUAUCUGUACAUACGCCCAAAUAUGGUCUCAUAGAUGUGAAACCACUAGGUGUAGUAUGGGGAAAGUUUAAACAAUGGAGUGCUGCUAAUACUAUUAUGUUUGAUGAUAUUAGAAGAAAUUUUAUAAUGAACCCACAGACAGGAUUACGGAUUAAAGCUUUUAGAAAAGCUCAUUUUAAUCGUGAAAAAGACACAGAACUUUUAAAACUGAGUAAAUAUUUAGAAGAUAUAGCCUCAGAAGAUGAUUUCACUAAACUUAAUCACAAAGAAUGGGACAGGUAUAGACCCAAGAAGAUGAAGUCCAGUUCUUCUACCCAAGAUUCCUGAUAGAAUAUACUUGUCAUGUAUUAAUACCAUCUCUACACAAGAAUAUAUUCAUCAUACCAUCUCUAGGAUGUAUUGAUAAUACGUAACUCAUUCGUUAGCUGUCACAAAUUUUCAAAGAAGCCACUCAAUGCUGUUUUUAAUAUGGCCUUGCCAAUGAACAAAGGUUGAAAUGACACAAAAGAAGUAUUGUAAUAAAUGGAAUAAUACCUCGUGCAAUACUGAAAAUAUUCGUUCAAAUUAUGCUUUGGUUUUUCUUAAUCCAUGAUUUCUAUAUCGUGUAAAAAAGAUGCCUACAUUACAAAUGAGGCAGACAUGAUUUGUCUACUCUCCCUUCCAGAAGAUCUCUACUGCGCACUUCAUUUGGACUCUUCCACACUCAGAAGUUAUUCCGUCUCUUCCAGUCCUUACCUAGAAAAGACAGAAAACCAAAUGGCGGAAUACCGCAACUUUAGAUAUCAUUGACGUAUAUGACGUCAAUGGUAGAUAAACUUAUCUGGAAGAGCUUCUACUGCUUCUGGAAGUGACAAAUGGAGUUGGUCUACUAUGUGGUAGUAAGUUGUAUGAGAGCUACAUGGGCAAUAAACUGUGAGGCAGCAAAUAUAUUUAAAGUAUUACAUGUAUGAGGCUAGAGUAAUGGGGACUAUAUAAUCACUCUGUAAUUGGAAAGACAUUUCUGAUUCAUCUGCACUGAAAAAACUCUUAGCACUGGGGCCGGUCUAAACUACUACUCCUUGUAGCGCCCCAAACUGCCACAGUCACAUAAAUAGCUCUAGAUUUGUUUGAGCCAGUCCUGGGAGGAGUAAUUUUAACCCUUAAGCAUUGGGACCAGUCAGAACUACUACUGUACCGGGUAGCGCCCUGAACGGCCCCAAUCAGAUAAAUAGCUCUGGCUGUAUACUAGUUCUGCUUGUCUGCGAUAUCACCUUGGUGGAAGCGGACGUUAGAUAAAGCUAUUUCACACAUACUAGUUCUGUAACUUGGGCUGUUUGAUGCGUUGUAGGUAGAAGUAAUUUUGACCUGUUUCGAAAAUGGUCAAUUAAACUUACCGGUAAAUGUAACUAAUACCACAUGUUAAAUGUUUAAACUAUUGUAAUUGGAUGUAACUGUGUUAUCGGAGAUUUGUUCUUACUUAAUCCGGCCAUGUUGUAAUAUAUUGUAAGUAUUAUUCUACGCAUGCCCUUAUAAAAGAUGUGUGAAUGUUAAGGAAAGGUGUUAACACAUUGACUGGUCUCUGCCGACAUGAUAAAAAUACUGGUGAAAUGAAAUGAAAUGAAAUGGGGUUUAACUUCCUACUGUUCUGCUGCGAACUGGGCUAAUGAAGACGGGCAUGCACCAUACAGUGUGCUAUGAAGGAAAUUUUGCCGGGACAGCGGCACUACGGCCUACUCUUAUAUCAAAUUCCAACUGUCAAGGGAUCUUUUACGUGCAUGCCAAUGUAUACACGGGACCUCGGUUUUUCAUCCCAUCCAAACGACUAGACAGCUGUCCUUGUCAGGCCCACCGCUCUGCGUCACUAACAAGGGGUAAUCACGCCGAAAAAUCUGGAUGAGAGAUAGAGAGAAAUGGGGUUUAAUAUCCACUCGAUAUUGUGUUUGUGUUUGUGAAUUAUAUAUCUACCUGAUCAUUUCCAUGUGUUAAAAUUCUUACUUCAUCAGCAAAGUUGAUGCUGAAAAGUAAAAUCCCAUUUGAUUUCAUUUCCUGUUAAAAUUCUAGAUAGCGAUACUCGGUAGUUGAGAUUUGUGUAAAAUUUGCUCAAGACCAAUUAAAUUCUAUCAUGUUAAAAUUCAGUCUUUAUCAGGGGAGAAAAGUAUGAUGUCAAAUCCCAUUUCAUUUCCUAUUAGAAUUCCAGCAACAGAUGAUUAGAUUUUUAAAAAUUUGCUCCAGAGCCAAUAAUUUCCAAGCUGUUAGAAUUUUGUCUUCAUAAGCCAAGUUUGUAUAGAACAGUAACACAUUAAAUCCCACUUGAUUUCAUUCAUUAACAGAAUUCCAUCAACAGACCGUUAGGAGUUUUGUAAAAUAUCCAAAGGAGCGAAUAAUUCUGGCCAGUAGCUUAAACCAAUAGAAUUGUCAGUCAAUGUGUUAAGAAUAUAUUUUAUUUAGCUUGUGUUUUAUGUAUAUUUUGGUUGAUAUAUAAAUAUAUACAUGUAUGUUUUAUAUGAGUGGAAAUAAACACAUCUAUAAG
Messenger RNA from Patella vulgata (common limpet), 3202 nucleotides. RefSeq names its product ubiquitin-like domain-containing CTD phosphatase 1. Gene Ontology annotation, cellular component: nucleus. Gene Ontology annotation, biological process: protein dephosphorylation. Gene Ontology annotation, molecular function: protein serine/threonine phosphatase activity; protein binding. The transcript is spliced from 9 exons. Bases 37 to 1020 code for a protein of 327 amino acids. The record is from RefSeq and is a predicted model, not a curated record. Lineage: Eukaryota; Metazoa; Mollusca; Gastropoda; Patellidae.